Molecule: messenger RNA, 1152 nt
Organism: Myotis davidii
Lineage: Eukaryota; Metazoa; Chordata; Mammalia; Chiroptera; Vespertilionidae
Gene: TSLIG3B
Product: family with sequence similarity 98 member B
Exons: 8
Cellular component (GO): tRNA-splicing ligase complex
Source: RefSeq, a predicted model, not a curated record
AUCCUAGUCAAGAUCCGGACCGGAACCUUGGCGCGGCAACGCCGGUUUCCGGCGGGCUCCUUAGAGCGGCGAACAGCUUUGGCCCGGAGGACCAUGAGAGGGCCGGAGCCGGGUUCCGAACCCACGAUGGAAGGAGACGUUCUGGACACACUAGAGGCGUUGGGGUAUAAGGGACCACUGUUAGAAGAGCAAGCCCUUACCAAGGCAGCUGAGGGUGGACUAUCUUCACCUGAAUUUUCAGAGCUCUGUGUUUGGUUAGGCUCUCAAAUAAAAUCAUUAUGCAACUUGGAAGAAAGUAUCACUUCCGCUGGGAGAGAUGAUCUAGAAAGCUUCCAGCUUGAGAUAAGUGGUUUUUUAAAAGAAAUGGCAUGUCCAUAUUCUGUCCUCAUAUCAGGAGAUAUUAAAGAGCGUUUAAAAAAGAAGGAUGACUGCUUGAAACUUCUAUUAUUUUUAAGUACAGAGCUUCAAGCUUUACAGAUAUUACAGAACAAGAAAUGUAAAAAUUCUCAAUUAGAUAAAAACAGUGAAAUUUAUCAGGAAGUUCAAGCUAUCUGUGAUACCCUUGGUGUUCCCAAUUCAGCAACUUCUGACAUUCCACUUACGUUAAACCAAGUGGAGUCAAAGGUGAAAGAUAUUCUCGCAAAAGUCCAGAAAAAUCAUGUGGGAAAACCAUUGUUGAAAAUGGACUUAAAUCUGGAACAGACAAAACAACUGGAAAGAAUCAACGAUGCUCUUUCCUGUGAAUAUGAAUGCCGUCGGAGGAUGUUGAUGAAGCGAUUGGAUGUAACAGUGCAGUCCUUUGGAUGGUCUGAUAGAGCUAAGGUGAAAACAGAUGACAUAGCAAGAAUUUAUCAGCCUAAGCGUUAUGCUUUGUCACCCAAAACAACCAUUACAUUGGCACAUUUACUUGCUGCUCGUGAAGAUCUUUCCAAGAUCAUUAGGACAAGUAGUGGCUCUAGCCGGGAGAAGACGGCAUGUGCCAUUAAUAAGGUGCUGAUGGGAAGGGUGCCGGACAGGGGAGGACGGCCGAAUGAAAUCGAACCACCACCCCCUGAAAUGCCACCUUGGCAAAAGAGACAAGAAGGCGGCGGAAGGGGUGGUUGGGGUGGUGGAGGUGGAGGUAGAGGAGGUGGUGGGGGUGGAAGAGGUGGC